Molecule: messenger RNA, 1324 nt
Organism: Hordeum vulgare subsp. vulgare (domesticated barley)
Lineage: Eukaryota; Viridiplantae; Streptophyta; Magnoliopsida; Poales; Poaceae
Product: 1-(5-phosphoribosyl)-5-[(5-phosphoribosylamino)methylideneamino] imidazole-4-carboxamide isomerase, chloroplastic-like
Exons: 8
Coding region: 89-1012 (307 amino acids)
Biological process (GO): L-tryptophan biosynthetic process; L-histidine biosynthetic process
Cellular component (GO): cytoplasm
Molecular function (GO): 1-(5-phosphoribosyl)-5-[(5-phosphoribosylamino)methylideneamino]imidazole-4-carboxamide isomerase activity
Source: RefSeq, a predicted model, not a curated record
UCUCUGAACCUUUCUCCUCUCCUCUCUCUCGCCGUUGGAACUUGACCGAAAACCCUACCCCGCCGUCGCCCCGUCGUCAAACCUCCCGAUGGCGUCGAGGUGCGCGGCGAAGCUUCCCCACCCGCCGUGCGCGGCGCCGCAGCACGGCUGGGCGAGCUCGCGGGUCCCCGCACGGCCGGCGCAAUCGGCCGCGUCAAGAGGGCGUGCCGUCGCGUGCGCCGUCAGCUUCAGGCCAUGUAUCGACAUUCACAAGGGGAAAGUUAAACAGAUAGUUGGGUCUACCCUCCGGGAUGCAUCGGAUGAUGGCACGGCACUGGUGACGAACUUUGAAUCAGACAAGUCUCCAGCAGAAUUUGCGAAUAUUUACAAAGAAGAUGGACUUAUUGGUGGACAUGUUAUAAUGCUUGGCGGAGAUCCCGCAAGCCGUUCUGCUGCCCUGGAAGCACUACAUGCAUAUCCUGGUGGUUUGCAAGUUGGAGGUGGAAUAAAUUUGGAGAAUGCAAUGUCAUACCUUAAUGAAGGGGCAAGUCACGUGAUUGUAACUUCUUAUGUGUUUAGUGAUGGUAAAAUGAACAUUGAAAGGCUGACGCAACUUGUUGAGCUUGUUGGGAAACGAAGGCUUAUUUUGGACCUUAGUUGUCGAAAGAAGGAUGGCAGAUAUGCCAUUGUGACUGACAGAUGGCAGAAGUUCAGCGAUGUCUUUGUGGAUGGGCCAACAUUAGAACGUCUUGCUGAAUAUGCAGAUGAGUUUUUGGUUCAUGGAGUUGAUGUGGAGGGCAAAAGGUUAGGAAUUGAUGAGGAACUCGUGGAACUAUUGGGAAGUCAUUCACCUAUCCCGACAACAUACGCUGGGGGUGUGUCAACGAUGGACGACCUGGAGAGGAUCAAGAAAGCAGGCAAGAGUCGAGUUGAUGUUACUGUUGGGAGCGCCCUAGACAUAUUCGGAGGAGAUUUGCCCUACGAUGAUGUUGUCGGUUGGCACAAGGAGCAAAACCUGGUUAGCCAGCCGUGAAGAAAUCAGAUAGUCUUUUUAUAGAGCAAUGGUGGAAGUUCUGCUCAUCUGUAAUCCUCAUUUGACCUGACCAAUAUGUUCAGGCGAGGUCAGGUCAGGUCAGGUUAUAGAGGUUUAUUGUUUGCUGGACAUUCUAGUGUGAACAGUUUGUGUGACAUGUCAAAGCUGAAGCGGAGGUGUCAAGUCGGCGUUGUAGAGGAGUACUCGGUGUUUAGAUACCGUGCUUUACAUUCUGUUUUGUAUUGUACGUACUAAGUACUCUUAUAGUAUUGUUGAAUAAACAGAGGCUGAACUCAGGAGCCACUUGCAGCA